Phytophthora nicotianae INRA-310 is the source of this 2870-nucleotide messenger RNA. RefSeq lists its product as hypothetical. Lineage: Eukaryota; Oomycota; Peronosporomycetes; Peronosporales; Peronosporaceae. The record is from RefSeq and is a predicted model, not a curated record. Gene Ontology annotation, molecular function: phosphotransferase activity, for other substituted phosphate groups. Gene Ontology annotation, cellular component: membrane. The transcript is spliced from 4 exons. Gene Ontology annotation, biological process: phospholipid biosynthetic process. Bases 78 to 1259 code for a protein of 393 amino acids.
GCUUUUUUCUUUUUGAGAAGAGCACAAGCUGACGAGAGGAGAAAGCGACUCGAGCACGGCAGAGACCAAGAGAAGAGAUGCUGGGGAAGAAGGCGCUGGAAGGCAUCGCUUCCUACAAGUACAAGGCGGGAACGUACACGUAUCUGGACAAUGUGCUCAACCACUUCUGGACGUACUCCGUGCAGUUCCUGCCCAUCUGGAUGGCGCCCAACCUCGUGACGAUGAUCGGUACGGGCGCCAUGAUGUUCACUACAGUGGUGCAGCUCUACUACUCGCCCCACUUCUCUGAGACCUGCCCCGCUUGGGUCUACAUCCUCUCGGCGCUGGGACUCUUUUUCUACCAGACCAUGGACGCGCUAGACGGCAAGCAGGCGCGUCGCACUGGCGCUUCGUCCCCGCUGGGUCAGCUCUUUGACCACGGCUGCGACGCUGUCUGCACGGUCUUCAACGUGCUGAGCGCCGCUGCCACGUGCCAGGCUGGCGUCGGUCUCCGUCCGUACAUUGCGCUGUCGUCCGUGUCCAUUGCCUUCUACUUGGCGCAAUGGGAGGAAUACCACACAGGCGUCAUGAGCUGCGGCAACGGCUUCUUCGGCGUCACGGAGGGACAGCUCACGUUGGUUGCAGUUCACCUGGUAGCGGCCUUCUUCGGCGCAGGCUUCUGGACGGCAGAGGUUCCUAUCCCAACGCCGUUCCCUGUGACCAUGACGGACGUUCUCAUUGGUGCACUGGUGGCGAGUAACGUUUUGUUGGCGUACGGUAACAUCUCGAACGUGCUGCGGGCGGCCCCAGACGCCAUUCCACGCGACGAGCUGGGCAACAAGCACAUCUCCAAGCAUCUGGCACUCAUCCAGCUGAUUCCUAUUGGCAUUCUACUGGUGCUAGGGUCGCUCUGGAUCUGUGGCCCUGACGCGGACAACUAUGCGAACUACCCGGUGUUGUUCCUGUUCCCGAUUGGCAUCGGCUAUGUCUUCUUCUCGACGCGAAUGAUCGUGAGUCACAUGUGCAAGAUCCCAUUCACUCCGCAGCUUCGUGUCAUUAUUCCUUUCGGCUUCGUCAUCUUCAACGCCUACGGACCUGCUGUGGGGAUCCUCUCCAAGCCGCUGAUCCCUACUAUUGUGGCGUCGUCGUUGUAUGUGGUCUUCAUCGUGGUGGUGUACUUGCACUUCGUCUCUGGUGUGGUGAAGGAUAUUUGCGACUUCCUCGACAUUUUCCUUUUCAAGCUCAAACCGGCCGCGACGGAAUCGGAGAAAGCCAAGUAGAGCAACAUGGAUACAUCACACCUCAAGUCAACUUGUAAGCUGACAAGCGCGGCUUCAAUUCUGCAAGGCGGUCUUGGAUUGAAUCCACCAAAAAGAACAAUAGAAUGGAGAACAAAACAAACAGAAGCACGUAGUUAGAAUCACUGCAGCCGCUACUCUUUGGUGUCUAGAAAUCCCAAUUCCAGUCGUCUGCUUUUGCGUUGGCAGUGGAAUCCAAUUUCAUCGCCCCCAAAGGUUCAUGCUUCGUCUUCGCCUUUGCUUGAGCUUCUGCGCGACGUUCGCUCGCUGUUUUCCUCUGCGUAGACAACCCACUAGACGACCCUGGUGCACUAGCGAUGGAUGUCCUCGUGGACGUAUUCAAUCCACUACCACCCCCACUAAGAGCGUUCGCCUUUGGCGCUGACACAUCAAAAUCCAGGUCAUCGCCGCCCCAGUUAUCAUCUCCCCAUGCACUAUCGUUAUUCAUCGCGAAAGAAGAGGACAUCGACGUCGUAUUCGUUGUCAAGGACGGUACUCCAGCGCCCACAUUGCGCGAAACACUUAGUUUGACCGACGAAGACGACGAUGACAACGACGCUGAUAGUGACGAUGCUGCUGGGGACGUGAAUGAAGACGAAGGCCCUCGGUUCACCGACAACGACGUACCAGAACCUGAACUGGUUCGCUUCGGACUAUCCAGGCCGUCCAAGUCGUCGUCAUUCCCCCAACCGUCCUCAGCGAAAUCAUCGACUGGGAACGCGUUGAAGCUGUUGUGCUUGGACGACGGCGCGGAUGAGGAGCUAAAUCCAUUGGUCUGGUUCUUGUUGCUAGAGAAGGAGGACGAACGUGACGAUGGAGCGGCAGCGGUUGAUCCUAGAGUCGAAAGUGAGGACGAUGACCCGCCAGAGCCGACCAGCUUAUUAACGUUCGAAGCAACAGCCGAGGAGGCCCAUGCUGUCAAAGAAGAAGCAUAUCCGCCCGAGCUGUGACCACCAUUUGAGGGUGGCGGGGUGACCCCAGUCCCGACAUUACCCACAUGGUCACCCUCGCCCGAGACGCGCUUCAAUUCACGUUCCUUGGCUUCCAACUCUUCCCGAAUCUUCAUCUGGGCAGCUUCAUCCAUGACCGUCUUCAUGAAAAUAUCAAUCGACGUUUUGGCUUGCUCUCGGACAGAAAUCGACACGUCCAAAAGAAGAGGUGAGAUCGCUGGGACAAUGCUGCCAGCCAUUCCUUGCGGUGUAAAGUACUCCUGCAUAAUAGUCGUAGUUCACGUUAGCAUGAGACCUACCGGUCCCGUAUUUAAGCAGUCACUUACUUGGCACGCAGUCAUCGAGCGAAGUCCAGCAAGACGCGCAUGAGGGAAGGGAUCUCUCAACGCUCUCGCGAAAGCUGGAAAUAACACCUUCGGUCUUGUUGCAUCAUUGAGUUUGCUGGCAAUCUUUCCCAGACAAAUCGUAGUGUUUGUUCGGAUAGCUGGCUCCGGAUCAGACUGCAACAACAAAUCCAUUAGCCAGGUAAGUAUAGAAAAACUCAAGAUCAGCCUACAACUUCAUGCACCCCAACGCACCUGCAGCUUUGCAAAGUAUUUCAUGACACGAUUGUUGAGGUUGCUGUCUGACAGCUUGUCGGCGA